This is a messenger RNA of Naegleria fowleri, 1131 nucleotides long. RefSeq lists its product as uncharacterized. NCBI's taxonomy places the organism in Eukaryota, Heterolobosea, Eutetramitea, Acrasida, Naegleriidae. Gene Ontology annotation, cellular component: cytosol. The record is from RefSeq and is a predicted model, not a curated record. The coding region runs from base 1 to 1131 and encodes 376 amino acids. Gene Ontology annotation, biological process: purine nucleoside catabolic process. Gene Ontology annotation, molecular function: purine nucleosidase activity. The transcript has a single exon.
AUGUCACAAACACCUCCACAAAUUCCACCCUUUCUCCCAUCCGAAAGUUUUUCUCAUCAUCAAGAACAACAACACAACAUUAUCAUCGACACCGAUCUUGGAACCGAUGAUGUCUUUGCCAUCACCAAUCUGACAGCUGUCACUUUAAAAAAUCCAAAGAUCAAAAUUUGUGCCAUCAGUUUAGUGAAAGGCAUGCAACUUCAUUUGGAUCGGGGAAUUGAUUUAAUUCAACGUAUGCAACUCGUUUCUAAUUUUUUACCUUCGAAUUGUCAUUUAUUUAUGGGAGCCAAUGAGAGAAUUUCCAACAAGGAAAGUUCACAUUGUUUUUCCGAAGCGAAAUGGUUUCAAGAUUAUGACUUUUAUAGAAUUCAUAGAGAUUUGGCAGAUUUAAUGAAAUUACCAAAAGUGGAAGAGAACCAUUCACAGCAACAAUUGAAAGUCAUUUCGGAAAAUGAUUAUGAAAAUGAAAUGUUGAAAUUGUUGGAACAAGCUCCACACGAUUCCUAUUACACAUGGUUCAGUAUUGGCCCAUUAACAAAUUUGGCAAAAUUAUGUAAAAAGAACUCGGAACUUGUGAAAAAGAAACUUAAAAUGGUGGUCAUUAUGGGAGGAGCAUUAUUUGUGCAAGAACCUGUAAAUGAAAAGAAUGGAAGUGAAUGGAACUUUUUCUGCGAUGGAGAGGCUGCAAAAAUAGUGCUGGAAACCUUGUCAGAAAAAAUUCUUUUGUUUGAAUUGUCAGUUGCCAAUUUGAAUGUCGUUUCACAAGAAAAUUUGAAAAUUAUUCAAGACAUCAUUUCCACUCCAUACGAUGACAAGCCAUUACCUCCCAUUGUCAAAAUGAGACAUGACUUAUUAUUGGUGACUCUCGAAUCGACUUCAUAUGACACUUCAACAUCGUGUGUUCUGUUUUGUCCAGAAAUGUUCACAUUCCAACAAGUGAAUAUUCAGGCAUUUGGUCAAGAUCCAUUGGAAGGGGUUAUUCGAUUAGUUGCUGAGGAUAAAGGUGGUGAUAUGAGCAAUCAACAACAGAAAAAUCAAGAAAUUUCUAUUUGGUGUGCCAAAUCCAUUAAUAAGGAAAAGUUCUUUGAAAUUGUGAAGGAAAGGUUAUUAGAUUUUUCGGAAUACUACUGA